AUGCCUCCAAACGAACUAAAAGAUUUCACCCCUUGGUGGAAUGGACCCGACUGGCUUCGACAACCCUCUCGUUUCUGGCCAUCGCUUACUGCUCCUGUUCACGAAGAAUUCCCGCCUGACCAGCUCGAAGAACGUAUCGUAGCACUGCCAGCACAAAUCAUCCCACCAAACGAAUUGUUUUCGCUGUAUUCAUCGUUCACGAAGUUGGUACGCAUCGUGGCUAUCAUUCUUCGGUUUCGCCACAAUUCAAAUCCUCAGAAUCGCCACGAGAAACGAACGGGGUUCCUAUCUACAGUCGAACUAGUUCAAAGUACAGAACAGCUAGUGAAGAUCGCUCAAGAAGAAAGGUUUCCUCAUGAUAUCGCGGAUGUGCUUCGCGAUGGGCAGGUCAAAAGGAAUUCUCGGUUGAAAAUGCUUCUUCCACACCUGGCGAACGGCAUAUUGCGUGUCGGUGGCCGGCUGAGGAACGCUCCAGUGACGUACAACCAACGACAUCCUAUGAUUCUGCCGGACAAACAUCCACUGACCGACCUGAUCUUGAAGUUCUACCACCUCAACAACCUCCACGCUGGACCCCAGCUGAUAACAGCUGCAGUUAGGGAGCGAUUCUGGCCACUUCGUAUCCGCGACCAAGCGCGACAAGUGGUACAUUCGUGUCUAAGAUGUUUCCGCUGCAAACCUGACGUCAUGGAACAGCUCAUGGGCGAGCUACCAACAGAACGAGUUACGCCUACGCUACCAUUCCUUCGUUCUGGAGUGGACUACUGUGGACCCUUCUUCUAUCGUACAAGCAGAAAAGGGGCUCCUACCAAGUGUUACGUCGCCAUUUUCGUCUGCAUGGUGACAAAAGCUGUUCAUGUCGAAUGUGUAGCCGAUUUGUCCACAAGUUCUUUCAUCGCCGCACUGAGACGUUUCGUUGCGCGGCGAGGGAAGCCACAACUAAUCGAGUGCGAUAACGCGCUAAAUUUCAGAGGUGCCAAGCGUGAGCUGGACGAGCUCGUCCGUCUCUUUGGCACUCAACAACACCAGCAUCUCGUAACCAGUAGCUGUGCUGAAGAUGGUAUCUCGUUCAAGUUCAUACCACCGAGAUCUCCAAAUUUCGGUGGGCUUUGGGAGGCCGCUGUCAAAUCUCUCAAGAAGCAUCUUCGCAGCACUCUACUGAACACUAUUCUAUCGCUGGAUGAAUUUCUAACUCUCCUCACACAAAUUGAAGCCUGUCUCAAUUCUCGUCCACUGACCCAGCUGACUGCAGAUCCAAACGACCUCGAGGUGCUCACGCCAGGGCAUUUUCUGGUCCAUCGUCCACUCAUCGCAAUACCCGAGCCCAGCCUGGCUGAUGUUCCGAUGAAUAGGCUCGACCGGUAUCAGCAGACCCAGGAAUACGUUCGUCGGAUAUGGAAGCAGUGGCAGUCCGAAUACCUUUCUGGACUGCAACCUCGAACUCGUUGGACUCAACAACGGGACAACAUCAAAGUGGGUACAAUGGUCUUGCUGAAGGACGACAACCUUCCACCAAUGAAGUGGAGACUGGGACGAGUGACGCAGGUGUUCAGAGGAGACGACAACUUCGUUCGAGUGGUGGCAGUUCGGACAAAGGACGGCGAGUUCCGGCGUGCCAUAUGCGUAAACCCGAAGGAAAUUAGAACUUUUCCGGCGUGCCAUAUGCGUAAACCCGAAGGAAAUUAG
Messenger RNA from Aedes albopictus (Asian tiger mosquito), 1686 nucleotides. RefSeq lists its product as uncharacterized. Gene Ontology annotation, molecular function: nucleic acid binding. The transcript has a single exon. Gene Ontology annotation, biological process: DNA integration. NCBI's taxonomy places the organism in Eukaryota, Metazoa, Arthropoda, Insecta, Diptera, Culicidae. The record is from RefSeq and is a predicted model, not a curated record. The coding region runs from base 1 to 1686 and encodes 561 amino acids.